AUGUCAUCUAACCCAUACAACAAUGCAUUCAACAGUAUAUAUAGCCAAGAGAGUGGCAAGGACAACGAAUCGGCCGCACUAACACCGGGCAUCAACAAUAAUGAUGACCAAGACCGGCUACAUGUUCAAAAUGAGGACACCUUUCUCUCGCGAAUAUUUGGAUUAAAUUCGAUAUACAAUCAGUUGCAAGAUAACUAUCAAUACUAUGAUCCUGAGUAUGACAGUACAUUUCAACAACAACAACAACAACAACAACAACGAAGAGCGUUGCUUAGUGAGGAUGUAAUUGGCAACAACAGAGGUAGUGACAGCGUGGGAGGCAGUGCGAUUGGGGCUGGUCUAGCUCCCUCAAAUCAAGAGGAUCUUGAUGAACUGCUACUACCCAGUGCUAUACCAAUGGAUAACCUACAAAAUAUGCAAAACAUAGUGACAAACUCCAACAGCUUACUUGACUCUGAAUCAGAUUCGGACUUGUCGUCGAGUUCGGACUCAUAUGUGAGGCCAAGACCAAACAGAGCAAAGUUGGAUAAGAAGCAGCAACAGCAGCAACCACAGAACAAAGGUGUCGAAAUGCACCUCAAUCAAAGUCAAACUGCACCUCCAAAAGCACCCCUUACACAAUUAGCACCAAACCCUCAGCCUUCAACAGGGCCCAUAAUCGUCGAUUCACAACACACCCUACCAUUGCACAACAUGACCAAGCUGUAUCGAAAACCACCUCAACAACAGUAUGUAAACACAAAUUACAAGCCAACAAGAACAAGAGCCAAUCGAUUGGUUAUUCCUCCAAAAGAACGGGCGUUGUACUUAUGGGCCAAUAUCACCAAUAUGGAUGAGUUUUUAAAUGAUGUCUACUAUUACUAUCGCGGUAAGGGACUACUAAAUAUAGUACUUUCCAGAAUUGUUGAUUUAAUUAUACUUGUCUUUAUCAUUGGGUUCACAAUAUUUUUGAAAUGGGGUAUUGACUACUCAUUAUUUUACGAACAGUAUCGCAAUGGUAUUCACUAUGUCUUGGCUGAUUUGAUUACAGAAGAUUUUGCGAGCCGAGUCCCCUUCUUGGUUAAAUUUCUAGUGUUUGGAUUUACACUAUAUAUUAUACUUCGAUCAAUUCAAUUGUAUUUUGAUUUCACUUACAAGUUGAAAGAAGUUCAGAAUUUUUAUCGAUAUUUAUUAAAUGUUGGUGAUGAUGAACUACUGACAAUUAGCUGGAAAACAAUUGUUGAGCGAUUGAUGCUACUUAAAGACUACAAUAGUUUGACAUCGUCGCUGAACCCGACUGAAAACCAUUACAUUAAUGACUUGUCAUCAAAAGUACGCUUGGAUGCUCAUGAUAUAGCCAAUAGGAUAAUGAGACGUGAUAAUUAUAUGAUUGCGUUGAUUAACAAGGAUGUCUUGGACUUGUCAGUAUUGUUUAUGGACCAAAAACAAUCAUUGACAAAGACUUUGGAGUGGAAUUUGAAAUUGUGUAUUGACAAUUUUGUAUUCAACCAGCAGGGACAGAUCAAUGGAUCAAUACUCAAAGAUUACAACCGGAAUCAGUUGGCACGCGAAUUGACGUCAAGAUUCAAGUUGGCGGCAAUGAUCAACGUCGUCCUUUGUCCAUUCAUUGUGGUUUAUUUUGUCUUGUUGUAUUUUUUCAAGUAUUUCAAUGAAUAUAAAUCAAACCCAAGCUCGAUUGUUGGAGUGAGACAAUAUACUCCUUAUGCUGAGUGGAAACUUCGCGAGUUUAACGAAUUGCCGCAUUUUUUCCAAAACAGGUUACAAUUAUCAAUGACGCCAGCCAAUACUUAUAUUGAUCAAUUCCCCAAGGGAUUUCUAGUCAUAAAUGGAAUGAAGUUGAUUAAUUUCUUAAGUGGAUCAGUAUUGGCUGUCCUUGUUGUUUUGGGUAUUUUCUUGGACAACGAAUCACAAUCGUUUUGGUCAUUUGAAAUAACGGAAGGGAAAACUACCUUGUUUUACAUUUCUGUUUUGGGUACCAUUUGGGCCAUCACUUCAUCUUCUUCUUCAACGGCAGCUGCUACUGCAACUGAACAAAAUCAGCAACAUUUUUCCACAACUCGGACUAUACAUGAUCCUGAAGCUAAUAUACGCUAUGUUUCGAAAUUUACGCAUUAUUUACCUCGAUCAUGGAAGAAACGGCUACAUACUGUCCAAGUGAAGAAUGAGUUUUGUCAGUUGUAUUCAUUAAAAAUUGUCAUUAUCAUUUAUGAAAUCCUUAGUUUGAUUUUAACCCCGUAUAUCCUAUGGUUUAAAGUAUCUCAGAACAGUGGCACCAUUAUUGAUUUCUUCAGAGAGUACAGUAUACAUGUUGACGGGUUAGGUUAUGUUUGCUAUUUUGCCAUGUUUAAUUUUGAAGAAAAGGAUAAGAAUAUGAUGGCUAGUGGGAAACAACGUCGAAAAAAGAGAAAUAAACGGAAUUCAAGAAAUCAGCAAAACUCAGACACACCUCUGCCAGGACAAGAUUCGGACCCUAGUGAUGAAGAGGGCGAUGAUGAUGACGAUGGCGAAAUAUAUAGCUUGCAACGAGAUCAUAAGAUGGUCAAAUCGUAUUACCAUUUCAUGCAAAAUUACAACGAUGAAGAUACAGCAGCUGCUGCAAAUGGGACAAGACCAAUCAGAAGAAACGCCAAACCACUCACGAGUUCCAUCACUAGUCAAUUCAACAGUAAUGCAACACAAAUGGGCUAUAAUGCUGAAGAAAAUGAUGGUGAUAAUGAUGAUGAAUUGACUGAUUCGAUAUUCAAGCUUAACUAUAAUAAAAUAGACGGCGAUUUGGGCAAUGAUCUAUCAAGGAAUAAAUCCAAGCGGAAAGGUGGCGUAUUAGGAAUGUUGAAUCAAUUUUAUAAGCAAGAUAUUGGCCGCAAUGUAUAG
Lodderomyces margitis is the source of this 2871-nucleotide messenger RNA. RefSeq names its product autophagy protein (gene ATG9). The record is from RefSeq and is a predicted model, not a curated record. Gene Ontology annotation, biological process: protein localization to phagophore assembly site; autophagy of mitochondrion. Gene Ontology annotation, cellular component: phagophore assembly site; autophagosome. Bases 1 to 2871 code for a protein of 956 amino acids. Lineage: Eukaryota; Fungi; Ascomycota; Pichiomycetes; Serinales; Debaryomycetaceae. The transcript has a single exon.